AUGGUUCGAAUGCUCCUCCACAUGCCCGAAGACAAACUCAACCUGCGCGUCGCUCAAUUCGUCAUGCUCUUCAAGACGAUAUACCCAGAGAUCAACGUCGCGCUAGAGGAGGAAGAAGUGGAAGUGAAUGAGUGGGCUGUUUCAUGGUUGAGAUACCUUCUCUGUCGAGAAUUAGCGCCGGAUUGUUUGCUGCGGUUAUGGGACACUUACUUCGCCGCCGAGUCGCCAGAUGAUGGAAUCUUACUCCAUACAUACAUCUGUCUAGCAAUACUGGACAACUUGCAGGGGACAAUCAUUGAGCUUAGCGAACGUUCUGAAAUGUUGUCGCUGCUCCACCAUCUCCCCGUCAUGGACAUGGAUCAAAUCAUAACUCAGGCACAGAGUAUUCGGGACGAGGUUUACGCGAGAAACCUGCUGUAG
Molecule: messenger RNA, 420 nt
Organism: Guillardia theta CCMP2712
Lineage: Eukaryota; Cryptophyceae; Pyrenomonadales; Geminigeraceae
Exons: 5
Coding region: 1-420 (139 amino acids)
Source: RefSeq, a predicted model, not a curated record